This is a messenger RNA of Monodelphis domestica (gray short-tailed opossum), 8838 nucleotides long. It is a transcript of the gene SYDE2, whose product is annotated as synapse defective Rho GTPase homolog 2. Gene Ontology annotation, molecular function: GTPase activator activity. Gene Ontology annotation, biological process: signal transduction; cell migration; regulation of Ras protein signal transduction. Lineage: Eukaryota; Metazoa; Chordata; Mammalia; Didelphimorphia; Didelphidae. The record is from RefSeq and is a predicted model, not a curated record. Gene Ontology annotation, cellular component: synaptic membrane.
GAGCCGGGGAGGCGGGAGGCGGGUUCGAGAGCCACCGCCGGCCAUGGGGCGCUGCCGCCGCCGCCGCCGCCCGCCGGAUCCAGGGCCGGGGGCGCCGAGGCAGGCGCGCGGGCCAUGGCGGAGCCUCUGAAGAGAACUUGGUCUCGGCUGCGGGGAAAGCGCGCCCCGCGCGGGGUCGCGCGCCCGGAUCGGGAGCGCGCGCGGCCCGCGGAGCCCCGAGUUCCCCUCGCGUCGCUCGCCCCCGCCAGCCCCGAGGGCGAGGACACGGGCCCCGCCACCCCCUGCGCGCUCUCGCCCCGCGGCUCCGGCUACGGCAGCAGCUUCGGGUCCCCGCUGUCCCGGCGGCCCAGUUCGGGUGGCCGCGUCCUGUUGGUGGAGGAGAGCCCGGACCUGGAGGACGAGGACUACUAUGAGAACCUGCCCGGUCCCGAGGGCGAGGGCCCGGUCGCCCCCGUUGCAGCGUCCGCCGCCUCCUCCUCGGCCGCCGGCUCCUCCCCAGGGGCGGGCGGCGGCCGCCUGGAGACGGGCCGGCUGCGCUCCCAGCUCCAGGAGGCCUAUUAUUUACUCAUCCAGGCCAUGCACGACCUGCAGCAGGUGUCCCCGCCCCAGGCGCCGUGGACUGGGUUAGAGGGGCACCGCCACCCGGCUGCUGCUCCUCCGCCUCCCUCUCCGCCUCCCUCUCCUCCUCCGUCUGCUCCCCCUCUUCUCUCCUCUCCCCCUCCUCUCUUCCCCUCUCUCCCUCCUCCCUCUCCUCCCCUCCCUCCACCUCCUCCCUCUCCUCUCCCACUGAGUCCCCUUCCCCGAAUGCGGUUGCUUUGCGGCCGGAGCCUGGAGAGCUUCCCCAUCUGCGCCCCUUCGCCUCUGCGGAGGUGGUCCAGUGAUAGCGCAGUCCCUUCCAGUGCGCCGUUGGCCACUCCGCCGUCCAGCUGUGCUGGCCGGGACGGAGACGCUCCCGAGCCACGUGGAGGGACGAUGGAUAGCCCAGGACCCGGCUGCGCCUCCCUAGCGGGACCAGCUGGCUGCAUGGGUUUGCUUCCUUCGAAGAGGGGGAACGGGACAGCACUGAUCAGGAACUCUGGCUCCUCGGUGAGCCCUUUCAGCGAUCCAGCGGCGCCCUCUGGGCUACACCGGAGUAAAGGGGACGUCCCCGAGGGUCCCUUCUUCAAACCCCCUGUGGUAACCGUAAAGAAACUGCAGAAGUGGAUGUACAAAGGACGCCUGCUGUCUCUGGGAAUGAAGGGACGCGUUAGUGGUUCGCCGGCCCCCAAAGUUCUAGACACUCAGGCUGCCCCACAGUGCCUUGGAGCAUUGAAAAUGCAAGAAAGCAAAACCCAUCCAGUACCUCCAGACCAAAGAAUUAUGCUGUCAGAUUUAAUUGAAAAUGUUUACAUGUCUUCAAUGAAGAAAAGAGAACUUAAAGGUUUAAAGGACAAUGAAUUGAAUGAACAGAGGUCACAUAAUAGAAUCACAGUUUCUAAGAAACGUAAUUGGCUACAUCAGAGUACUUUAAAGUCUCCUAAUCUGGAAGAAGAGUCUAAGAAGACUCAAGAGGUCACCCAUUUAUUCAAAUCUCCUUCAUUAUCUCAACAUCAUCGACCAAAACCUGUUCAUAAGGCUACAAACUCUUCAACGUCAAGAAAUUAUGCUUUAGAAUUUAGUGAGGAAAAUGAUGCAGAUGAUGAAGGUGAAAUAUGGUACAACCCAAUUCCUGAAGAUGAUGGCCAUAUCUUAUACAGUGUUGCUAGUUCUGGGGAACCCAAUUCUGUUAAUUUGGGGAUUUCUACUCUCACAUUGAAAGUAUCAUCUGGAAACGACUUGGCAAAAACAGUGAGACAUGUUGAAAACUUGCCAUUUUCUCCUGAACAUGUGAAUGUUCAGAUAGCACAACCAACUGAAAUUAAUCAGGUAGAUUCCAUGUAUUCUGCAGAAUUUAUACAGCUGAAGAAGCAGAGAUUUGGUUUUAGGACUCAAGAUAGUUCUCUGGUUGAAGAAAGUCCCCCUUUAAAAUCGAUUACAGGUCCUGGAAUUCCAAUUGCUACAAGUAAGUCUGAAUUAAGUACUUCUGAAUCAUCUCCUCCAAGCCCUAAUCCUGCAAAAAAAGGUGGCUCUAUCAAUUGGUCUUUUCCAGAUAAAAUCAAGUCUCCGAAAACUGUAAGAAAACUUUCCAUGAAAAUGAAAAAGUUGCCAGAACUCAGCCGAAAGCUUAGCGUCAAAGGGACCUUGGGCCAUAUCCACAGUUCACAUGGCCCCUCCUCCCUGUCAAAAUGUAACUGUCCAGGUCGGAGCCACAUAAUCACUUUACCUUCUGGAAAUACCAUCCCUGCUGCCCAAAGAAAUGUGAUAAGCCGGUACCACCUGGACAGCAGUGUCUCUUCUCAGCAUAGCUUCCCAAAGGAGAAUUCUUCAAGUUCUAAAUCUACUUGCAAGGGUGGUUACCUAAGUGAUGGAGACUCCCCUGAACUUAUAAUUAAAUCAGGCAAACGUGGAUCUGAAAACAAACAUUUGAGAGGAAAGGAAGUAUUUCCAAAUAGUAGUAACAAAACUGAAAUCGACAUCGAUGCUUUUAGACAUUACAGCUUUUCUGAUCAGCCCAAGUGUUCACAGUAUCUCUCCGGACUCAUGAGUGUGCAUUUCUAUGGAGCAGAGGAUUUAAAACCACCGAGGAUGGAUUCAAAAGAUGUCUUUUGUGCAAUUCAGGUAGACUCAGUUAACAAAGCAAGGACAGCGCUGCUUACAUGCCGGACAACCUUUCUGGACAUGGACCACACCUUCAACAUAGAAAUUGAAAAUGCGCAGCACUUAAAGUUGGUGGUGUUCAGUUGGGAACCCACGCCGAGGAGAAAUCGCGUAUGUUGUCACGGGACCGUCGUCCUCCCCACGUUAUUCAGAGUGACCAAGACGCACCAACUGGCUGUCAAACUUGAGCCCAGGGGACUUAUUUAUGUGAAAGUGACUCUUAUGGAACAAUGGGAGAAUUCUCUUCCAGGCCUAGAUGCCAAUCAAGAACCAGUAAUAUUUGGGGUAGAUGUUCAAAAAGUGGUGGAAAAGGAAAAUGUAGGAUUGAUGGUGCCCCUGUUGAUGCAGAAAUGUAUUAUGGAAAUCGAAAAGAGAGGCUGUCAGGUAGUAGGCCUAUACCGAUUAUGUGGUUCAGCAGCGGUCAAGAAAGAACUUCGAGAAGCAUUUGAGAAGGAUAGCAAGGCUGUUGGUCUAUGUGAAAACCAAUAUCCAGACAUAAAUGUAAUCACAGGUGUCCUUAAGGAUUAUUUAAGAGAACUCCCUUCUCCUUUGAUAACCAAGCAACUCUAUGAAGCAGUGUUAGAUGCCAUGGCCAAAAAUCCUUUGAAAAUGACUGGAAAUGGUUGUGAGAAUGACCCAAACGACUCUAAGCACACUGUUGAACUUCUGGAUUGUUUGCCUGAUAUUGAAAAGGCAACCUUGAAGAUGCUGUUGGAUCACCUGAAAUUAGUGGCUUCUUAUCAUGAAGUCAAUAAGAUGACUUGUCAGAAUUUAGCAGUGUGUUUUGGGCCUGUAUUGCUGAGUCAAAGACAAGAGACUUCGCCUCAUAACCACAGAGUCUUUACUGAUUCCAAAGAACUUGCCAGUGCUCUGGACUUCAAAAAGCACAUCGAGGUUCUUCAUUACCUUCUCCAGCUGUGGCCAGACAGACCUUCUGGAAAGUGGGAUACUCUGUCACGUUGAAUUUCCCAGCAUGGUACACCAGUUCUCUUGCCCAAGGUGCCACAGGGCACAAAAAUAAUCUUCACUCACUUUAAGUUUUAAAAGUAAUCAGAUUUUGUGCCCUAGGUUAACACAAAUUCAAAUGACUAAGCACUGCUUUUAAUUAAUUAGAAAUUACAUUCUAGGAGAGAAGCAAUUUGCCAUAAUGAAAAGAAUGAGGGAACCAGAGGUGGGAGACUAGGUUGGAAUGCUGGUUCUGUCUGGCCAGUGCCAGACAGGCUGGGUUUUUUUUUUCCCAGAAUCUCAAAAGUUUCCUCCUAUGAAAUGACAGAGUUGGAUUAGAUCAGAGGAUCUUAACCUGAAGUCCUUGAACUCUUUUUUAAAAAGCAUUUAGAUAAUUACAUUUUAGUAUGAUUAGUAUCCUUUGUAGUUCUCUGUAUUUUAUUGUAUGCAUUUAAACACACUAUUCUAGGGGCCAACUUGGGGGCUCAAUGGAGGAAAGCCAAGUCUAGAGAUGGGACGUCCUGGAUUCAAAUUUGCCUCAGACAUUUCCUAGCUGUGUGACCCUGGGAAGUCACUUAACCCCAGCUGCCUAGCUCUUACUGCUCUGCCUUGGAAACAAUACACAGUAUUGAUUCUAAGAAGGAAGAUAAGAGUUUAAAAAAAAUUAUUUUGCCUCCAAAUCACUAUUAAUUAGAUAAAUACAAAUGAAAACAACUCUGAGAUAUCACCUCAUACCUAUCAGACUGGCUUACAUGACAAAAAAGGAAACAGAUAAAUGUUGGAGAGGAGGCAAGUGUAAAGAUUAAAAUUAAUAUCGAAUGCUCUAAGUAUUAUAUUUAAUACUGUUUAUUAAAAUCAACUUAGAGCAAAGGGGAAGUAAAAGCCAGAGAAAGCCAAGCCAGCCGCUCCCUACCUCCACAUGCAUCCAGGUAGAGUGAGCUAAGCUGGGAGUUAACUGGGGAGUACACCCACAUGGCCCACCCAGAAACUGAAACUGAAUACGAAAUUAACGUAAAAUGACGCACAUACAAGAAAAGGAAAAGGGGGAUUGUGGGAAAUGUAGUUUCUAGGAUUCACAUUCUAAAUAACACAUUCCCCUCUGUGAUCCUUUGGGAGACCAGUCUCCCCAGUAGAUCAUGAAAACAUAACUAACUUAUAAAUUGAACUAGGGGUAUAUACAAAUAUUACAGUUUUUAAAGGGAAAUUACAAUAAUUUGGGAAUUAGAGAAAAAUAAAAGAGAACAGGAACAAAAACAAAAAUAGGUGCAUUGACAAAAAAAAUUAGUGGGCAGUCCCCUUUGGCAUGAGUGUACAUUCAAAACAAAAGCAUUUCACACAUACCCCUCCCCCCCAAAGUUCAAAUUCGCCAUAUCUAAAAAUUCACUCUGAAUCUUUUGGUGCAGUGUGCAGUCUCUGUCAGCAUCUUCACGGUGCCUUCUAGAUUCUAGGAAGUAGUCUCUUGUUCUAAAUUAGGCUCAAGUUCAACUCAAAGUUCACAACAACAAAAUAAGUCCCCCUGAGGAAAAUAAUACAUUCCCCCCUGAGGAGAAUACAGGGAUACACAUAGGAAUUACAUAGGGAUACAUGGUUGAAUCAUAAGGCAUAUGAAUCAAGUAUCAAAAACAUCAAGGAAUCUAAAGAAAUUAAAAAAUAACUUCAAUGAAAUAUAGAAUAUAAAAAGAAAAAAAAAUUCUGGGAAGAAGGAAAAAAAGGAAAAAAUUCAUAAAUUACAGUAGGUUCUUGUAGCGAUCCAUGUCCCAUAAGCGUGCAACAACAAUCAUUCACUAACCCAUUUUAGCAGCCUGGACUGCAGUAAGUUGUCCCAUCAUGAGAGAAAAUAAAAAAAGACACUAGAUCUCAGACAAAUGGGAAAUAGAAUUUCCCAAUUCAACCCUUUUCUUUGAUUUUAGGAUGUGAAUUGAACUAUGGGAGGUUGAAAUGGCUUUGUUUUGAAUGUAUACUUUCAUGCCAAAGGGGACUGCCCCAAAUUGACUUUUUGUCAACCUAAUAAUCAUUGGUUUUGCUCUUUUUUCCUUCUAUCCACAAAUUAUUGCAAUUUAUAAGUUAGUUAUGUUUCCAUGGUCCUUUUGGGGAGACUGGUCUCUUAUCAGGCUCACAGAGGGAGUUAUUUUGUAUAAAUGGAGAUUUUAUACCUUUGGACUUCAUUUCCCAGAAGUCCCUAGUAUUUCCCCAAAUUCCCUUUUCCUGCAUCCUCAUGUUGUUUUUUUGUUGUUGCAUGAUUGUAUUUAAGUGGCUGCAACUUCUCCCUUGAUCUCUCUCUUUGACCUGUGACUGGGUUGAGUUGGCAGUUCUUUUGCUUUAGUUAUUAUUAAUAAAACUUUAUAAAAUAUAGUAUUUAGUUAUUGAAUAUUAAUUUUAAAACCCAUGAUGACCAAAGGGCCAUCCCUUUAACCUAGCAAUACCACUACUAGGUCUAUAUCCCAAAGAGACCAAAGAUGGGCGAAAUACAAAAAUACAAAAGAUAGGGAAUAUGAAAUACAAAAAAUAUUUCUAGCAGCUCUUUUUGUGGCAGCAAAGAACUGGAAACUGAAGGGAUGUCCAUCAGUUGGAGAGUGGCUGCCCAAGCUUUGGUAUGUACCUGUAAUGGAAUACUAUUGUGCCAUAAGAAAUGAUGAACAAGAGAAUCACAGAAAAACCUGGAGAGACUUCUAUGAAGUGAUGCAAAGUACAGUGAGCAGAACCAGAAGAACUGUGAACCUUAAAAAUUCUCAGACCCUACUUCAUAAGGUUGGGUUAAGACCAUUCCCCAUUUUAAACAAUGAAGGAACUUAGAUCAGGAAUGUGAAACCUCUACUUAGAUCAGGAAUGUGAGACCUCUACUCCACCCCUACUUAAGCCUGCUUUAGGGGAAGAAAUUCCUUGCUGAACAAUGAAAAAUACUUAAACCCAUACUUAUAGUAAGGCAAAAGUUCUUAAGCUGUGCCUAUUUUUAGAUCUAAUACAAAAGGGUGCUAAAUACCUAUAAAGGUCAGGCAACUUGUGAAUUUACAAGGAGCAAAGAGGUGAGAACUUACUCAGAGGUUUUCUGGUGUGAACUUAAGCAAAAAUUUAAAACCUUCUUAGGUGUGAACUAAGAAUGGUCUGUCCUUUGAAAAACGUCUACUGUGACUGAUAGAUGUAAGAACUUAGGGGAAGGUGACAUAGGAGAAAAUUCGCUUUAAAAGGGAACUCAGAUAGAGCUGGGGACAGUCAGAUUCAGGAUUGAGCUGGUGGAGUCAACUGAGAUGGAGCUGGCCUGGUGUCACUAGAAUCCUUGCUUAGACAAAUCUUGUGGUGAGUGGAUAAAGGACUGACUGAUCUUUCUCUUAGGGCUUGGGCCUGGGUUGGCCAGAGCUGGCCUGGGCCGGCCUAUCCUUUUCUCAUUAUUUCCUUUUUUCUCUCUUUCUCUCUUUCUGUAAUUCCUCAUUUGUAUUAAUUAAAAUCUCUAUAAAACCCAGCUGACUUGGGUAUAUUUAAUAAUUGGGAAUUUUUCCCUGGCGACCACCUUAUAUUUGAUUUAAAACAAGACACUGCCUUGAAACCAUAUUUUCUGUGGUCACAAUUUAAACCAUCCACUCUUGUAUCUGCCCCAAUUUAUGUCUUCCACUAUUUUAAUUAUCACAGGAUGCUGUUCACAGCUAUAUAUAUAUAAGACUCAAUUGCCUUUGUCCCUCUGAUUGGAAGACUAAAGGGUGGGACAAAAACCCCUCCCAAAGCCUCCAUUUUACAUUUAAAGAGGACUCAGAAGCCCAGCCAACUCUUCAUUUCUCACCAGUUGUACCCUUUGGAUUUGACUCCAUUGAGCCUGGUAUUUAUCUGAAUCUCAAGCAUUUAGCAUAAUGCUUGGCACUUAGCAGGCACUAGUGAAUGUUUACUGCAUUGUAUCAUCCAUUUUUUCCUACCCUGGUUGGUUCUCUAUACUCUAGAAGUAUAUGCCUGCUAGAACAAAGACGCUGCUCCUGGGGUUUGAGCCACACUGUGGCUUUAUUUUGAGCUUCCUCUUUUCUUGAUAUAGAGCCCAGGACCUUAAUGGGAAUGUCACCCCUGGGUGCAGGUCCUCUUUUCAGGCCUCCCUGGAUCUAUGACCCAGAACUGGGUAGAUGUUAACACAGCAGUCUACCAGUUGGCAUCUGUUCCCAUCACUGUGCCCUGAUAGGGGUCUGAGACUUCCUCUUGUGCUCUCUCCUUGUAGUGGCACUCAAAUAAGCAAGCAUUUGGCCCAAACUGUCCCUAGUAUGCAUAGAUCUUUCCCUCCAUCUCCUUAUGCUGACCUGGGCAGGAAAAUUACUUUCUGUAACUUUCUUUGGAUUUCCCAUCAGGAUUUGGUCUAGUACAUUUUUCCAAGUCUGUUAGGAAGAAUUUUUGUAGAGGGGAAUUUUAUCUCCUCAUUGUCUUGGCUCCUUCUCCCCUAUGAUAAACUUGUUUCCAUUUCUCUGGUAUAGUCUGUAGUCCUUACUUUGCUUUUUUCCUAGUUACAACUAAGAAUCUAAUGCCACAAAUUUAAUCUUCCAAGUCUGCUCUCCCCCUUCUCUCUCUUGCCUGCUUCUUUUUUGCUUAAUGUAGCGGGGAAAAACAAUAAGCAAAAUCACAUAUUCUGCAUUUUCUUGCACUAUCAGCUCUAAUAAUUGUUUAAACUCAGAUCUCUCCUUUAAUUACAGUCCUCAACACUAAUGUUCGUCAGUUUUAUGAGGCUAUUUUUUAAGUGACUGCAAGAAUGCUUGAAUUACAGGUCUCAAUAUUUCCAUAGAUUACCAUUUAUAAUCAAGUAUCUCCCGUCUGACCAUGCUUAUUGCACCUCCUUCUACUUUAGGCUUUUUCUGAUCCUGUCACAUUGGCCUGCUUGUUGCAUUCACAGUCAAUGUUCCACAGUUCCUGGUUCUGACUGUACUGUCUAGACAAAUAGAAUAUAUCUUCCCUUUAAUAAAUCCCAAAGGAAUUAUCUGCUUUUAUUAGAAAUCCUAGAAAGGAAAAUGGGUUCGAUUUCAUAGAGGAUAGGACUGGUUUCUCCUUCUUCACGAGUGACUGACAAAGGACUGAGAAAUAUUGUCUCUGUUUGGAGGAGAGAUGAGGGAAGAAGAGGCCCUGCACAAAAUUGGUCAGAAGACUAGAUGUUAGAGAAAAAAAGAUUUGUUCCAUAAAUGAUCACUUACCGCUUUC